Pseudovirgaria hyperparasitica is the source of this 369-nucleotide messenger RNA. RefSeq lists its product as uncharacterized. The coding region runs from base 1 to 369 and encodes 122 amino acids. Lineage: Eukaryota; Fungi; Ascomycota; Dothideomycetes; Acrospermales; Acrospermaceae. The record is from RefSeq and is a predicted model, not a curated record. The transcript is spliced from 2 exons.
AUGGGCUCUUCUGUCGAGUCGUCGAGGCCGAUGCUCACUGCUCAGCAGAACCAGCGCGCCUCCAUCCGCUUCAGCACCUACUCCGCUGCCACUCUGGCUCCUUCAAUCGCUCCCUCCCACCUGUCCGGUGACUCCGUCAACUCCCAAGAUCCACGUGCCCAGGACAUCAAGAGCUGGAAUGCCGGCUUUGCCCGUCUGGAGGACAAGCGCCUGUCCCAGCAGCGAUACACCGUCUCCCCCGAGCAGACCGACCACAUGAGCAAGCUUGCUCUCGGCGCCAAACUCGAGCGUGCCCUCGGUCGACGACUCAGUGGCCAGGACGCCGUCUUCAAGUCCCGCACUUUUGACGAGAAGAAGAUUUUGGCUUGA